UUAAUGUGGAGAGAGGGGAGAAAAGGGGGCGCCGGGAAGUGUUUAUUUUGUCCGGCUGCUUUUUUGCGGCGGGUUUGAAAGAGGACUCGGGUAAAAAAAAAAAGACACAAAGUGGUGGCGGGGGGUGGGGGGGGAGGAGAAGAAAAGGAGAGGUGAAAAAAAAAAAAAAAAAAAAGAGGCAGAGGGAAGAAGCCGGAGGAAAAGCGAGAAGACUUCGGAGCGGCGGUGCCGGGAGGUGCGGGUGCGGGGCAGUGCGGGGCUGCCGGCGGGGCCUCCCGCGGGUGCGCGGUGGCCGGAGCGGGGCGCGGAGCGGCGCGGAGGGGCCGCGGGUGCCGACCAUGGGCUGGCGGCUGCUGCCCGCCCUCCUCCUCCUGGCCCUGGCGCUGGGCGGCCCCGCGGCGAGGGCGCAGAACGACACGGAGCCCAUCGUCCUGGAGGGCAAGUGCCUGGUGGUCUGCGACUCCAACCCGGCCACCGACGCCAAGGGCUCGUCCUCCUCCCCGCUCGGCAUCUCCGUGCGGGCGGCCAACUCCAAGGUCGCCUUCUCGGCCGUGAGGAGCACCAACCACGAGCCCUCCGAGAUGAGCAACAAGACGCGCAUCAUUUACUUCGACCAGAUCCUAGUAAAUGUGGGCAAUUUUUUCACAUUGGAGUCUGUCUUUGUAGCACCAAGAAAAGGAAUUUACAGUUUCAGUUUUCACGUAAUAAAAGUCUAUCAGAGUCAAACAAUACAGGUUAAUUUGAUGCUAAACGGAAAGCCAGUCAUUUCUGCUUUUGCCGGGGACAAGGACGUCACACGUGAAGCUGCCACUAAUGGAGUCCUGCUCUAUCUAGACAAGGAGGAUAAGGUUUACCUGAAAUUGGAGAAAGGUAAUCUGGUCGGUGGAUGGCAGUAUUCUACGUUUUCUGGCUUUCUGGUCUUUCCCCUGUAAAGUCAAUUUUCCUGUGACAUUCAUCCAGGUGUGGACUCAUCAUUGCCCCUGUUACAUGAAGAUCAUUUUCUCAUCAUGGGAUUGAUGUUUCUUUAUUGUUUUUUCAUGGGUGAAUAUGGAUUCUCUUAAUGGAUUUUGGCCCCAUCUGAACUACUCAGAAGUUUCACAGAAUUUCGUGUGUUUAAAUACAGUAUAUUUGGAUUGAAACUAAAGCAGACGAUAAAUAUCUAUGCUUAAUGUUACAGUCUAAAGCUGCCUGCAAGAUUUAUUCAGAUUUCAUUUACUGGACUUAUUGGAUUCAUGAGAGAAGUGGAUUUUCUUUAAUUACAAAAAGACUGGCAACCAGGUCUAUAAUUUAGGAGAGUUUGAGUUCAGACUUCAAUCAAGAGUUAGUGUGUUGCUGCCAAAGAACUGUAUAUUGAUAUAUUGGUCAUACAUGUUUUUGUCACUGGGACUUAACUGACAUGAUUUAUUCCAUUGUCUUGAGAAAGGUAAUUAUUAUUGAUACGUGAUUGACUUUAAUUCUCCUCUGCGUGUAGUCUGUUGGAUGGCUCACCCAUAUAUCUAUGCUCUGUCACCGGUCACAAUCAUGUCUAGCUCACAUAAAGCUAAGAGGUUAUGAUUGUAUUUUAGUUGUGUAUGUAAGGUAUUCCUCUUUUCCACAUGGUGUUUUCCAAAAAGAAGAGCAGAUUAUUAUAAUCAUUAAGAAAAAUACUCUUAACCAGGGUUAAAGGUGAUCAUUCAGGCACAACUUUGCAAAACAGCUUUGCCCUUCAGGAAAUCUCACACUUAUUAAUCUCACAAUUUUAAUUAAUGUGAUUGAUAAUAACUGCUUUAUUAAAAAUCUAAGGGAUUCCUUCCUUAGACACAGCCACUUUAUUAGCUGGAGAUGAGAUCCCCCUCUUUAUAAUUAUGUCUAUUUUUCAAACCUUCUGUUGUGUUAAAGGUAUCAUCUAGUUUUGCCUUAACUCCACAACUGUAUAUAAUUUUAGAUCAUAUGUUUAACAAAUAUUAAAUCCAAAUAGCCUGUACCUAACUUGGUGCAAUAUCUUUUUGGCUUUUUGUACAGGUCAUAUGAACUCAUAAACUUAUUUAUUAUGUCAUUGUUACAUAAUAAAGAUUAAUAUAUGUUAGCUGAAUUUUUGACCUUUGGAUUCUGGAAGUCACUUCAUGCUAUUUUUUAUUGGAUAUAAUUAUUAUAUGCAAAGUGGAAGCCUUUAGGAUUCACAGAAACUGUCGUUGGAGGCAGGCAAGCUGUCACAGUUUAGUCUGGCAGAAUCCUACAGAUGAUCAGAAUGAUCUAGAAGUAACCUAUGCAUUUUACUUGAAAGUAUUUAGGCAGAGAUACUGGCUUCACAGAAUUUAGUGUUAAGAAUCACAUUGAUUCCAAAGGAUUUUGGACGAGAGCUGUGCUUUAGGUUUUGCCAUCAGCAUUACAGUCCAGUGCAAUGAAAUCGAAUACCAAUUGAAAAUGAUUUUCACAUGAACUGCUAAUGAAACCUCCCUUCCCCAUGUCCAAAAGUACACAGUGAAUUCAAUGGACAUUUGUGCCUUGCAUAUCAUGAAGGGUAUGGUUCUAAUUUAAAACACACCAUGUAGUUGAGAAAACAUCUGGAUGCAAGGAUAUCCAGGAAUCUAGGACCUUUUCUAAAAUCCAAGCUUUGGCUUGAACUGUUGUAUUAGUUGUUUCCAAUUUCUUUGCUUGUUAGCUAAGUGCAGUAUAUUGCAUUGCUCUAACUGUUGUAAAUGGUUAUUUCACAGAUAUAAAGUCUAAUCGUGGCUGAUGGUUUAUUAUAAAAUUUUAGAGGAUCACUGGCACAGAAUAAUGCCCAAAUUCCUUAUUUUCCUGGAUCCAAAGUACAGGGUGGUUUUUAUUCUUAUUUAUUUAUUUAUUUAAAUUUCAGGAAGAUAGGUGGGUACGUUCACACUCCUACAGGAUAAGUCAGAUGAGGGGAAGGUCAUUUGAUAGACACAGUAUAGUUUCUGCACAUAACACUGAAGUUUGAGAGAACUUGGAAAGAUCUGCCAAGAAGGCAAAUGAUUUACUUCUUAAAAAACAUAAAAAAUGUUCGUUAUGAUUAAUCAAAGUAUAUCACCACUACACCAAACAAAUGUGUAUAUAUACAUAUAUAUAUCUGUUAAAAAAACUUGGAUUGCAGCACAUAAUAUGCAUGAUACUAUGAAAAAUAUAUUUGCCAUAGAGUUGAUUCAAGGGGGGAACAUCAGUAUUUUGUAUAAAAUCAGUAAAAUCUGAAAGCUCACUUUACCCAUUGGUAUAUAUGUAAUGUAAAGGAAAUAUUGUUCCUGCACAGAUGGAAGAAAAAUGAUAUUAAAGGUGUCAGUAUAUGUUCUGGAAUGAUCAAAUGUAUCUAACUCCUUUAGUUUGUAAACAUCUGAUCUCUAAAAGCUGCCUUUAGCAUUCAGCAAUAAUACUCAACUAUCUUAAUAUACUGUUGAUUUCCCCUUGGCAAAACAUUUCUGAUUGCUUGAGUCAUUAGCAGUUAUUUACUUUAACAAGACAGUCUAGGAAGUUAUUCAAUUAAAGAGAUAUAUUUUGAUGGAAAUGUCCUAAAUUUUUCUGCUCAGCCUCUAAUACUGGAAUUCCUAGCUAAUUAUUUUGGUAGUGAAGGGAACAAAAAGUGUCAGGGAAGUCACUGAGAAGCAUCUCGUGUCACCUGUGCACAGCGCUGAGAGCUGAGGUGGCCUCUGGAGGUGGACAAGUGCACGCCAGUUGUCUCGGCUCACUUUUAAACAUUUCAACAAGGACAAACUCUGGCUUUUAGGUUACAGUUUGAGCUAUCUCCCGGACCCUGAGCUCGUUUUCACUGCAUUGUCCCACACUUCAGUUGCUUCCGUAGGAGUUUCUCCCAGAAGAGGAGCAUAGCUCACCAAGCCCAGGAGGAGCUGGGUUUGGAAAUUACAAUUUUUUCCUUUCUUUCCUCAUUUCUUUUUCCUUUGUCUUCCUGUGUUAAUGCUACAGCAGCCAGCUUUGUAGCUGAUAUAGAAGGCUGAGUGUGCAAGAAAUUCUGGCCAUGUGUGGUUAUCAGUGUUAUAUUGUUAUCAGUGGUCUCUUUACAAAUGAGAUCAGCAUUUUUACUUUUUUAUCUGUAUUUUAGUUAUACUUUAUCCAUGUUUUAUUAUAAAACUGAGAAAAUAAAAAGGACUACUUUGUCAUGCUUAGGUGAUGUUUUUUAGCAGAGCUAGGUAUCUGGGAGAGCCAGGAAUGCCCCGAUCUCCUAAAUUCAUCCUGUAUAGAAAACAGCUCUUGUCUUUGAAUCCUAUUUGCCAGGAUGAGUUGAGGAUGUAUGUGCCAACUGGUUGUGGAGCCAAAACCAAUACUGUUUAAAAGAACCUGGGUAACAGAAGGCACUGAGGUAGCUUUGAAAAUUUCACAAGCACUUUUCUCUUUAUAAAGAAAGGAAAAGCUAACUUUGAAGUAUGGCGAAGGAAAAUGCAACAUUAUUUUUAUUUUUAUUUUAUUAUUAUUAUUAGGCAAUAAUUUGUAUUUGUUUUGCAUUAUGCCAUUUUCUAGUAGUAUCGGGAUAUUUUCUGAGUGUCUAUUAAACCACCUUCCCCAGGCCAUGGCAGAAGUAUUGUGACCUCAGUGUCACUACUGAGAAACAGGAGAUUGGUUUGGAAAUCAACUAGUGCCGCAUCCAGAUUGUAAACACACCCAGUGCUCUUGCUUGCUCCCAUUCAACCUGUGGGACUGCUCCUUUUUCUGACAGAAGGCAUUUUUUUUGAAAGGAGGUUUUGGAAUGAAUAGCAUAUUGUUAUAUUUCCUCUUACCUGUUAUCUGGAUCUCUAUUUCUAGGAAGACGAAUGCAGCAAACUGGGCAGUUUUAAGUGUCCUGAGGAACUCGAUAUUAAUUAUUAACUCUGUUUUUUAAAAGUUAUUUUUAUUUUUAUAUUUUCCAGUCCCACAGAAGAACACAGCUGCAGAAUGCGUAGUAUUUUUACAAGCAUAAUUUAGAAUAGAAAAGAUAAAUGCAAGAAGCAGUGUAUCAUAAUCACAAGACGGAAGCUGAACCAUUAACAUGAAAUAUGGUCUGAGGCAGAGAAGCAGAUAUAUUCCCUCCUCCUUUCAUAAGGGUUUCUGAGUUGGUUACAGGCUUUACCUUAGCAAUUCAUAACAGUUGCCCUUCAUGUUGUAAGAGCUCUUUAUAAUAUUAAAACUCUUUGUCUUCUAAGGACAACAUUAACCAAAUGACUCAAUGUAAACAAAUGAAGAUCCCCAGAGAAUGAGUUUAGUGGUUGGCACGUGCCACAACACCAUAUAUUUGUACUAUUGUUAUCCAGAUGGAAAAGGCUCCUUUGAGAAAACACAUUGUUAGACUCUUAGACACUGAGCUAAAGUUAUGCAUCUGUUGCUGGUUAGCAAAGGGAUGGGGUGGAGGGAAACCUUUCCUACCCUAGAGCACUAAGGGGAAUGCAUACAAAGGAUAAUGAUAAAAUCAGUCACCGUUAUGUAAGUGAUGGAUGAAUAAUGGAAAUGUGGCUUCAAUAGUCUGGUUAGUGAAAGCUGUGAUCUAAGGCAUUUGAUGGAAACAAUCACUAUUUUAAUCUUCACAGUCUGGGGAAGGGAAAAAGCCAGUUGCAUCUUGUUUAACAGGUUCUUCUCCCCCUUUUUCUUUAUGCCUUGUGGUUCAGCUUGGCU
This is a messenger RNA of Oxyura jamaicensis (ruddy duck), 5589 nucleotides long. RefSeq names its product cerebellin 4 precursor (gene CBLN4). The record is from RefSeq and is a predicted model, not a curated record. The transcript is spliced from 3 exons. The coding region runs from base 339 to 932 and encodes 197 amino acids. Lineage: Eukaryota; Metazoa; Chordata; Aves; Anseriformes; Anatidae. Gene Ontology annotation, molecular function: protein binding.